This is a messenger RNA of Lates calcarifer (barramundi perch), 4591 nucleotides long. RefSeq names its product synaptotagmin-like 2a (gene sytl2a). Gene Ontology annotation, biological process: intracellular protein transport; exocytosis. Gene Ontology annotation, cellular component: exocytic vesicle; plasma membrane. The coding region runs from base 254 to 4213 and encodes 1319 amino acids. Gene Ontology annotation, molecular function: small GTPase binding; neurexin family protein binding. The transcript has 18 exons. Lineage: Eukaryota; Metazoa; Chordata; Actinopteri; Centropomidae. The record is from RefSeq and is a predicted model, not a curated record.
GUGUCUGCAGCCCCUCCCUCCUGCUGCAGCUCAGGAUUCUGAUGUAAUUAAGUUGUUACACAGCAAGGAGCAACAGCGAGAGACCACCCAGUUUGUGUAAGCCACUGACACUGAUCUGACUUGGAAGAACAUACAAGGCCUUUGGGAGCUUCAAGAAGAACCGUCUGAAGUGGUGAUCAUAUUCAGCCAUCGGACACACAAUCAAAGCUGUGGGAAGCAUCAGCUGAGCACAUAGCAGGCGGCAGCAGUCACCAUGAUUGACCUGAGCUUCCUGACGGAGGAGGAGCAGGAAACCAUCCUGGCUGUGUUGAAAAGAGAUGCUGAGCUGAAGAAAGCUGAGGAGCAGCGUGUCCAUAACCUGCAGAAGACUAUUAGCGACAGGAGCCAGCUGAGGUACUUGACUGGAGAAUGGUUCUAUGAGACCAAGCAGCUUCGACAUCAGGAUCGCAUCCAUGGCUCUGACAUCAUUAGGGCCUCCAUGAGACACACACAUAAACCAUUAACUAUAUUGGAGCUCUGUCAGAUAUUGCCUGAGAAGUCCAGUUUUGUCAGCAGUGAAAAUAAGGAAGUGUUUAUCCCACCUGUGCUCUGUGGACUCCUUCAGGAGUCUCACUUGCACCUCAGCAAUGAAAGGUAUCAAAACCAGAACCCUUAUGAAAUACCACAAGAUAUUCCUAAACCAGUUUUACAGUCACCCACAAAGCAGAGAAAAAAUCCUUUCAACACUGAGUUCAAUGCAAGUCACCCUUUUGAAGAAAAGGACAGUCAGUUAUUGGAUGGAGCAGUGGAUCAAAACACACAGAAACCAAGUGAGGAUGUCUCUGAGCACUGUCAUUCAGAGCUCCUAAGCUCUGCAGUGACUGACCUUGUUUCUGCUGAGCAGGAGUCAGGUAAGCCUGUUGACCUGGAGACAGAGCUUGAAGAGGACUGUCACUCUAAGGCCAAGGCUAAUGUUGCAUCUGGGCCUGAACAAAGCACAGACAUUUCUGUCAAGGCUACCUCAGACACCAAAGGCAGCUCAAAGGGUUCAUCUCAUGCUGUUUCACCACGGCCUAGACAAAGAAUGCUAGGAAUUUUUAGAACAGAGAAACAGAAAUGUGCUGAAGUGCACAUGAUUCAUCCACAGAAAGAGGUGAAGAUACAGCAGAAAGAACCAGGCAAUACACAGAAUAUCUCCCUCUGUGCUACAGAGGAAGGUGUAGACACUGUGGACAAACCUUCAAGUGUCAAACAUAAAGUUAAACCCUCUGAGAUGACGGAGGUCAGAAACCUACAUCUUAAAGCACUACAGAACACUUCAUUUAAAGAAACACUGACCACAGUAGAUGCAGAAAUUCAGCAAAAUGCAGCAGGAGGCAGAGUUGUUCAGUUUCCAGAGAGACCAUUGAAUCUGAAAGCUUCCUGGGAGAGAGAAAACACUUGUGCCAUAGAAGAGGCAAUACAAGAAGAUAUCUCCAAGACAGGAAAAGAAGCUUUAUAUGGCCCUCAGACAUAUGUGGAGAACAAAACAAAUCUCUCAGCUCAAAAAGAAAUGACAGUUGAGGAUGCCAUUGGCAGGUCCCAGGAAAAGAUUUUGUUAGCACAGACUGAAUGCAGCCUCUCGGUAGAUUUAUCAAAAGAAGAUGGCACAUAUAGAGCUAAUCCAGUCCUCAUCUAUGAAGAGACUGAUGACUCUUUGACAGGUUCAGUAACAGAGUCACAGGUUUCUGAGUCACAGGAAAACAUCAUCACUCUUGAAUCUUCCUUUGUAGCCCAAAAGCAGCCAGGGGGUGUUCCAAUUUCUGUACCCAGACCAACCAGUUCUGGUCAUCAGGAGGACAAGCCAGCACCGCAUCACACUGGUGAGCUUAAGCAUUUCUGGGAGACAAGAGUCAAAGAAGCCUCAAGCAGCUCAAUACUCAGUGAUAAAGUAGUUUCCCCUCAGUCUGAUCUAAGAACACACUUAAUUAACAAAGAGAAGUCUGACAGAGAGGAACAGACAUCUCCACUCCAAACUAGGAAUGUUGUCUUGAAAUCAUUGAAAGUGACAGACAAAGGUUUUGUCAGUCAGAGUCCAGACAGGUCACACCAAAGAAGGUCUGCUAAUACUAUGGAUGCACAGUCAGCAUGUCACCAAUACCAAGUCAAAGCUGAUACAGACUCUCAGGGGAACCUCCUCAGUUCCAGUAAAUUCCAAAUGCCAAGUUCACAACACCAGGAUGACGAGGUCAGGAGGAGUCCAUUGAAGACCUGCCACCCAAGGGUCCUACCUAGAGAUUCCUCCAGUCCUAGGACAUCCAGGCUGGAGGGUUCUCCCUUGAAAACUUUUCCUAUAGACAUCAACCCUCAGACUAAGGCUGCUGAAGAGCAACAAGGGAAGUUAAUACCAGUGCCAAGACAGAGGAAGAGUCCCUCACAUGGAGUAAAGCAAACAGUGUUGACAGAUACCAAACCUAGUUCAGACAUUACCUCAUGUCCUCUGCCUUUACAUCCUGAGGACAGAGGUGCUUGCUUUGGUAAUGUAAAUACACAACAAAGUAAUUCAAGCUCCUCUACUUCACCACAGUCCAAAAAAGCUUCAGAGAAGAAACUGGGGACUUUUACAUACCUGGCCAGAUCUUUUGUCUCUCAGGAUUGUCAGCACUACCUCGGGCCACAGGAGAAGGCCCAUGCCCCUCCUUUUCACCAAGAGAAAGAUGUUGCUGAACAGAGUGAUGCAGUGCAUGGACCACAAAAUGCCCUCAGAGGCUUUGUGGCAAACCAGAGUGACAGUCCUACUGAGGGGAAUCUUCCUAGAAUCAGUUCUUGGAUUGUGGAAAAGAAAGAUGGAAACUCCAGCCAAGACACAACACCCAGGGCCUUGUACCCGUUGCGGACAAGUUCAGGCAGUUAUGUUGAGAGCUCUAGUCCCAUCAUGUCAGCUCUGAAACGAUUAUCUUCAAGGAGCAUGUCGUCGUCUAAAAGUCUGGAAAAUCUCACCUCACAAACAAGAGAAGAGAAGACCAAAAAUAACUCAAGAGAGCAAAUUAAUUUAAGUGUGGAUGAUGUUUCUUCACCUCCACCAUCAGCCUUUACUCUCCCUAACUCCAAGAAGAUCAAAAACAAUCUGUCAGUGCCCGUUCUGCAGCAGGAUGAGACAGAUGGCGACAGCAUGUUUGAGACCAACUUGGGUUUGAGAAGAAACACAGGCAGUUCCACAUCAAACAUAAGUCUCUCCUCAGGACUAGCCUCCAUGUCGUCUGUCGGCGGCAGUACCAGCAGCAUUUACCCUGCAGACUUUGGUGACAUUGACGUCCAGGGAAACAUCCAGUUUGCUGUGAACUACAUCCAGAAGCUUGGAGAAUUUCACAUCUUUGUGGUGCACUGUAGGGAACUGGCCAUUGCCGACACCAAAAAGAACCGCUCAGACCCGUAUGUGAAAUGUUAUAUUCUUCCUGACAAAACAAAGUUGGGAAAGAGAAAAACCACAGUAAAAAAGAAGACUGUAAACCCCACCUACAAUGAAAUCCUCCGCUUUAAAAUCCCAAUGGAGGUGUUGAAAACUCAGAAGUUGAACAUCUCGGUGUGGCACAACGACACUUUUGGGCGGAACUGCUUCUUGGGCGAGGUGGAUCUGGAUUUGUCAGAGUGGGACUUCAACAACACACAGAUAAAUGAAUAUCCAUUAGAAGCUAGGGUGUCAGCACAAACCUCAGCACUGUCUCCUUCACGUCUGAUGGACGGCAGAGGACAGAUAAGAGUUGCCCUGAGAUUCUUGCCGCAGACAUCACACAGUAAGAGAACAUCUAGGAUGGAAACUGGUGAAGUGCAGAUUUGGGUGAAAGAUUGCAAGAAUCUCCCUUCAGUCAGAGGAGUUAUUAUUGACCCAUUUGUGAAAUGCACCGUACUUCCUGACACAAGCAGGAAAAGCCGUCAGAAGACACGGGUGGUGAAGAGGACAGCCAACCCAAUGUUCAACCACACCAUGGUGUAUGAUGGCUUCCACACAGAGGACCUCAGAGAGGCCUGUGUGGAGAUCACAGUGUGGGAUCAUGACAGACUAAACAGCCACUACAUUGGAGGCCUGAGGCUUGGGCUAGGGACAGGAAAGAGUUAUGGAGUGGAAGUGGCUUGGAUGGAUUCAACGACAGAUGAAGCAAAUUUAUGGCAGAGGAUGUUACAGUCUGAUGGGGAAUGGGUGGAGGAUGUUUUACCUCUGAGAAUGUUGGUGAUGGCAAAAAACUUGUCUAAAUGAGGUUGCUUAAAAUGUGAUGACAAAUGUGUGGAUUUGGAUAGAGCUACACAUUUUGAGUGGAGGAAGCAGCUUUGAUUAACCAUGUGUAUGUAUCUGUAUAACUGAUGAUCAUUGUAUCAUAAAGUAAUACACAACCUACUUUUGUUUGUAUAGUCCAAACCACAUGUUACAUUUGUUGUCUCAUAUUUUAUUAUUAUUAUUGGUCAAAAAAAAAAAAAAGAUAUAAAGUAGGGUAGAGGAUACAAUGUAAACUAAAUGAAAUUUGUGAUCUGAAGGUAUAUUCUACCUGAGCAUUUAUGAUUUGUAUAUAGUCCUGUAAUUGCAAGGUGAUUACUGCAUCAAGCACUUCCAUCUUCAAUAAACUGAAUAUUAAUGUGA